Molecule: messenger RNA, 1821 nt
Organism: Hyalella azteca
Lineage: Eukaryota; Metazoa; Arthropoda; Malacostraca; Amphipoda; Hyalellidae
Gene: Arp6
Product: actin-related protein 6
Exons: 9
Coding region: 396-1589 (397 amino acids)
Cellular component (GO): Swr1 complex
Molecular function (GO): nucleosome binding
Source: RefSeq, a predicted model, not a curated record
GUACUUCCUUCCAUACAACAUCCACCGGCUGGUGAGAGGCCUUAGAGAUCUACUUUGAAAUCAGAGUGGCAAUAUAGUACAAGGAAACCCAGUUGUGCUCAGGCUGGGAGGUGUGAUCUGUUCAUACCCGAAGUCUUAAAAGCAAUUAAAAAAAAAAAAUAUAUGGUAGUUUACUGUGCCGCAGAGUCAACUAGGCUACCCGCUGAAAACUACUGGCAAGCUGCAACCCGUCACCAUCAAUCAUCAUCAAAAACUACCGGUGGCGGUGCUCAACUACUGGAUAAAAACUACCGUUGCGCAGAGUCGCUGCGCACCCCUUCCUUGAAGUUGUCGUCAGACGUUGAGUCGUUGACGGUCUACCUCUUCAUCUGUGUGAAAAAACUUCACCAAUCAUCAUGACCUCAAAUGUUUUCAUCAUGGACAAUGGGGCCCACACCAUCAAAGCAGGCUACUCCAAUCAAACAGAACCAAGAGUGCUGCUGAAUGCGGUCAUGAAAGCCAAGAGUGAGAGAAGGCGGCCAUUCAUUGGUGAUCAACUGGAUGACUGCAGAGAUGCAUCUGGUCUCUUUUAUAUCUUGCCUUUUCAAAAGGGUUACCUUGUCAACUGGGAUGUGCAGAAGACCGUGUGGGAUUAUGUUUUUAGCAAAGAAAUCUUCAACGUGAACCAUGCAAGCACAACUCUGAUUGUCACUGAGCCCUUCUUCAACUUCACCUCCAUACAAGAGGCCAUGAGCGAGAUAUUCUUUGAAGAGUAUGAGGUGGAUGCGCUCCUUAGGAUAAACGCGGGCGAUCUAUCAGUUCACAAAUACCACCGCGACCGCCCCAAAGAACUCUGCUGUCUGUUGGUCGACUCAGGCUUCAGCUUCACACACAUCGCGCCUUACAUUCAAGGCAAGAAGCAGAAGGAUGCCAUCAUCAGGAUAGAAAUGGGUGGAAAGAUGCUCACCAAUCACCUCAAGGAUAUUGUUUCUUACAGGCAACUUAACGUCAUGGACGAGACUUACGUCAUCAAUCAGGUGAAGGAAGACUCGUGCUUUGUGAGCGCAGAUUUCAAUGCGGACAUGAAGAAGGCGCGCCUCAAACCCCCCGCUAACGACAUCCUACGAGACUACGUCUUGCCAGACUUCACCACCAUCAAGCGCGGCUACCUCCGCUCCUUAGAAGAAUCUAAUGGAAAAAGCCCUAAUAAUGAACAGCUGAUCCGCCUGAAUAACGAGCGUUUCGCGGUGCCGGAGCUGCUAUUCCGGCCUUCAGAUAUCGGCGUGCCACAGCAAGGCGUGGCGGAGGCCGUGGUGCAGGCCAUCUCCUCGUGUCCUGAGGAGACCAGACCUCACCUCUACAGGAAUAUCUUCCUGACAGGUGGUAACUGCAACAUACCAGGCUUCUGUGAGCGCGUUUACAGUGAAGUGAGAAGUGCCGCACCUGCCGAAUACCAAGUCAACGUUUCUCUCGCCAAAGGGCCAACGCAGUACGCAUGGCACGGAGGAGCUGCCGUCAGCCAAUCCGCUCAGUUUCCCGAGCAGCUCGUCACCAGGGACGACUGGGAGGAGAGUGGCUUCUCGGCCUGUUCUGCCAAGUUCAGCGUCUGAAUUGACGUUGCUGUUGCGCUGUUGAAUUGUGGCUGUUAUUCCGAUGGCGUGAAUCUUUUCGUAAUGAUGGUCUGAAAUAUUACCCUAACUUUGAUGUCCAAGUGGCCGAGAUCCAUUAUCGACGAUUUAAUUAAGUUAAGCAUUUACUACAAUCAUUCAUAGACACGAUGUCUCAAAUGUAAUAGCGAUAGUAAUUUUCUAUUUUAAACCUAUAAAAACCUAAGGAAUCUCA